AUGCAAGUGGAAUGCGGUGUAAAAAUAUCACCACCACUCACCAAAGACUAUCACCUUCGUCUCUUUACCUGUGUCCGUGCGAGAAGACCACAAACAAAAAUGGAAGCAUUGAAGCGUGACCUGGCGUCGGCGGUUGAGUCUUCUCUGCAGCGCGGCAGCAUGAAGAAUGGUCCCUUCCUCCUACACUUGGGUAUGGCAAUAGAAACCGAGUGGUGUUUAGGGAAUGAGGACAGAAAAUAA
Messenger RNA from Pieris macdunnoughi, 240 nucleotides. The record is from the annotation of a GenBank genome assembly. Lineage: Eukaryota; Metazoa; Arthropoda; Insecta; Lepidoptera; Pieridae.